Messenger RNA from Closterium sp. Naga37s-1, 603 nucleotides. The record is from the annotation of a GenBank genome assembly. NCBI's taxonomy places the organism in Eukaryota, Viridiplantae, Streptophyta, Zygnematophyceae, Desmidiales, Closteriaceae.
AUGGCUGCGGAACGGGAGGUGAAUGAGCUUAGUGAGGCAGUUAGAGGGCUGUUUGCGAUAGUGAGAGGGGAAAUGGCUUCUAUGAAGGGGGGAUUGGCAGUAGUGAAGGGGGAACUGACAUCAGUGAAGGGAGAGUUGGCAGCAGCAGUGGCAGAUAAGGCGGCGUGGCAGAAUGAGCGAGUGUUGAUGUUGGAAGCAGGGAAAUGGGCUGUGGAGAAUGAGGUGAACGCGUUGAAGCACGCCCUGGACGAUGUGCAAGCGAGGGAGAUAAAUUUGGCUGCAGUGAAAGGAGAGGUGAAUGCAGUGAAAGGAGAGGUGAAUGCAGUGAAAGGAGAGGUGAAUGCAGUGAAAGGAGAGGUGAAUGCAGUGAAAGGAGAGGUGAAUGCAGUGAAGUGGGAGCUGGUUGCACACAAGGAGGCUGUGAUGAAGCAAUGGGAUAUGGCUGAGAGAAGAAUGGAAUUAGGUUUGAGACAGCUAAGAGAGGAGGUUAGAAAGGAAAUGGAUGAGAUGAGAGCAGAGUUGGCGAGGGAGAGGGAGGAGAGGAGGGAGGUGCAGGAGUUGAAUUGGCCACAUGCCAUGGAGGACUUGGUGGCUUGCAAUUAA